Messenger RNA from Patiria miniata (bat star), 4958 nucleotides. RefSeq lists its product as uncharacterized. Gene Ontology annotation, cellular component: chromatin; nucleoplasm. Gene Ontology annotation, molecular function: ubiquitin-protein transferase activity; protein binding; zinc ion binding. Gene Ontology annotation, biological process: positive regulation of DNA-templated transcription. The coding region runs from base 6 to 3836 and encodes 1276 amino acids. The transcript is spliced from 2 exons. The record is from RefSeq and is a predicted model, not a curated record. Lineage: Eukaryota; Metazoa; Echinodermata; Asteroidea; Valvatida; Asterinidae.
GAAACAUGGCGGAGGCUGCAGCCAAAACUGUGUUGGACAAGAUCAGCCAGGGGCAUCUGGAAUGUCCGAUCUGUUGCUGUCUUUUCAAGGAUCCCAAGAUCUUGGACUGUUUGCACAGCUUCUGCCUCAUGUGUCUGGAAGAGAUGAUCAAAUCGAGACAGAGAAAGACAAGUCAAAUACAGCAGAAGAUAACAUGUCCAGUCUGCAGGAGAGACACGCAAGUUCCCUAUGGAAGAUUGAAGAGUCUCUCUUCUUCUUUCUUUCUUAGUUCACUUGUCGAUGAGGUCAAACAACAGCAGGCUGUAUUAAGAGAAGCAUCGGCACGUACCGCCACAUGUGACUGCGGAGAAGGCAAGGAGGCCACUUGGAGGUGUCUUGAUUGUAGUGAUAACCUCUGCCAAGAAUGCCGGAAAGCCCACGGGAGGGUCAAGUCCACCAAGAACCAUCAAAUCAUUUCAUUGGGCGAUUGGCGGAAAUCAAAGCUCCCGCCAGCAAAACAUAGAAAACCCAUCACCCGAAUGUGUAAGAAACACAUUGACAAUCCUCUGUGUUUUUACUGUGAUAAGUGCGACACCUUAAUCUGCUCAAUGUGUGCCGCACUAGAUCAUCGAUCGAAAAAGCACAAAUACCUAAAGAUUGCUGACUCUGUUCGGUUCUUCCGCAGCGAGGUUGAUAGCACACUGAAGAAGUUCAAGAAGUGCGAACAGCGUUUCAAUUAUACUGUGAACUCAAUCGAACAUGCACGAAACAGACUGCAAAAGAAACUUGCUCAGGCUCGUAGUGAUAUAUCUGCCCAAGAAGAGGCAGAGAUCGCUAAAAUCAGAAACAAAGCAAAGCUUCUCACCGAAAAGGUCGACGAAAUCGGUCAGGAGAGAGACAGUGAGUACGAAAAGGCGCUCAUGUACAACCGCAACCAGAUGAACCGCGCAGGUGAGAUAGUCAAGGCAGUAAAUGACUUGAUGAGUCAAGCCGAUGAUUUAGAGAUUUUAGAGCUUAAACCAAAGGUGAUGCACAACUUGGAAUUCCAGAAGGAGUUCAAGUUUGAACCGGCGAAUCAUGGUCCGUCGUUCAUCGGGGUCAAAUGUCAAGACGUUGUGAGUGAUGCAGACCUUGGGGAGGUCUGUGUUAGCGAGAAAUGGCAGUUAAAGGAAGAGUUCGGCAAAAGGGGUACCGGUGACGAGGAGUUCAAAUUCGCCAGGGGUGUUGCAUGUUUCAGCAACGGUGACAUCGCAGUAACAGAUACAGAACUUGGUCGGUUAUCGUUGUUUACCUCCACUGGGCGGUAUAAAACAUCGAUAGCUCAGGGAGAUGGUUGUCGUCUGUUGAAGGCUCCUGAUGGCGUUGCCGUGACCCAUGAUGACCUGCUUUUCGUUACGGACAAAAAGAAAGUGGAAGCUUUGAACGAUGAGUUACAGUUUGUUAGCGAUUUUAUGUAUGUGGGAUCCAUGAUCGGCAAUGCUGUCGCUGUGGACACUAAACGAGUAGCAGUGGCUGACGGGGGGAGAAUGGUCAUCAAUAUCUACAACUUCAACGGGUCGUUGAUUUCAAGCUUCUCAAAUGACAUGGUUGACAAAGACGUGGCUAUAAGCAACCGAGAUCGGCUGAUCUUCACAAACUUCAAGAAGAAGAGGUUGCUGUGCGUUGACUUUAAGGGCAAUGAGGUGUUCAGUGUGGUGCCAUUACUGAACGGGGAACCAGCGGAACCGACUGGUGUCCUGUGCGAUGGCGAUGGAAGUAUCUGUGUCGCUGUUCAAUCGCGUGUACAUGGAGACGAUGAAGUACAGAAAUACGACUCGAAUGGUGCAUUCGUAGCAACAGUAGCUCAAGGGUUGUACAAUGCGGCAGGAAUGGCAUUUAAUCAUGCUGCUGACAUCGUUGUAGCAGACGGAGUCUCUGUCAAAAUCUUUGAGCGAGUAAAUAUGGCGGAGGCUGCAGUCAAAUCUGUGUGGACGAUCAGCCAGGGGCAUCUGGAAUGUCCGAUCUGUUGCUGUCUUUACAAGGAUCCUAAGAUGCUAGACUGUCUGCACAGCUUCUGCGGGAAGUGUCUGGAAGAGAUGAUGAGCAAACAGAAGCCAGGGGCAGAGAAGAUAAUAUGUCCAGUCUGCAGGAGAGAGACGCAAGUUCCCGAGGGAGGGUUGCAGAGUCUCUCUUCAUCUUUCUUUCUUAGUUCUCUUGUCGAUGAGGUCAAACAUCAGGAGGUGGUAUUAGGAGAAGCUUCGAUACCUACCGCCACAUGUGACUGCGGAGAAGGCAAGGAGGCUACUUGGAGGUGUCUUGAUUGUAGUGAUAACCUCUGUCAGAAAUGCCGCAAAGCCCAUGGCAGGGUUAAGUACACCAGAGACCAUCAAAUCAUUUCAUUGGGAGAUUGGCAGGAAUCAAAGGUCCCUCCAGCAGAACAUAGCAAACCCAUCACCCGAAUGUGCACGACCCACAUCGACCACCCUUUGCAUUUCUACUGUGACACCUGCGACAUCUUCAUCUGCUCAAUGUGUGCCGCAAUAGAUCAUCCACCGGCAGAGCACAAUGUCCUAAAUAUUGAUGACUCUAUCGGGUCCUUCCGCAGUGAGGUUGAUAACAUACUGCAGAAGUUCGAGAAGUGCAGGCUGCGUUUCAAAUCGACAGAAACCUCAAUCGAACGUGCACAAAAUCGAUUGCAAAAGAAACUUGCUGAGGCUCGUAGUGAUAUUUCUGCUCAAGCAAAGGCAGAGAUCGCUAAAAUCAAAAACAAAGCAAAGCUUCUGACCGAAAAGGUCGAUGAAAUCGGUCAGGAGAGAGACAGUGAGUACGAAAAGGCGCUCAUGCACAACCGUGACCAGAUGGAACGGGCAGAUCAGACCAUCAGGGCAGUUAAUGACUUGAUGAGUCAAGCCGAUGAUUUCGAGCUUUUGGAGCUCAAACCGAAGGUGAUGCACAACUUGGCAUUCCAGAAAGAGCUCAAGUUUGAACCGGCGAAUCAUGGACCGUCAUUCAUCGGUGUCAAAUGUCAAGACGUUGUGAGUGAUGCAGAUCUUGGGGAGGUAUGUGUCAGCGAGAAAUGGCAGUUAAAGGAUGAGUUCGGCGAAGAAGGUACCGGUGACGGGGAAUUUCAAUUCGCCGCGGGUGUUGCAUGUUUCAGAAACGGGGACAUCGUAGUAACAGAUACAAAACUGGAUCGGUUAUCGUUGUUUAGCUCCACUGGGCAGUUCAAAGUAUCGGUUGCUCAAGGAGCCGAUUGUCAUGAGUUGGAAGCCCCUUGGGGCGUUGCGGUGACCCAAGAUGACCUGCUUUUCAUCGCGGACCAAAAGAAAGUGAAGGUAUUUGACAAUGAGGUAAUGUAUGUUCGCGAGUUUACACCUUUGGUUGACGAUCAGGAAAUGUCAGAGAGUGGCCUCACUGGUAUUGCUGUGGACGAGCAACGAGUAGCAGCGGCUGACUGUAGGAGAAAUGUCAUCAGUGUCCACAACUUGGACGGAUCGAUGAUUUCAAGCAUCUCAAAUAACAUGGUUGAUUUUGACUUGGCAAUUAGCAACACCGAUCGGCUGAUCUUCACCAACGAAGAGGAGAAGAGGUUGCUGUGCGUUGACUUUCAGGGCAAUGCGGUGUUCAACGUAAUGACCUUACUGAACGGGACACCAGCGAAACCGACUGGUGUUCUGUGCGAUGACGAUGGGAGCAUCUAUGUCGCUGUUGAAUACCAGGCAACUGGGGACGAUAAAGUGCAGAAAUACGACUCUAAUGGUGCAUUCAUAGCAACAGUAGCUCAAGGGUUGUACAAUCCGAUGCAAAUGGCAUUCACACCCACUGGCGACGUAGUUGUCGCAGACGUGCACUCUGUUAAGAUCUUUGAGCGGAUGUGAUUUGCCCUACAAGGCACCUCAGAAAAUAACCUGUUUUAUUUGAACUAGGGCUAAUCUACAUCCGCUACAGGACGCCUUAAAUUCUAUUUAAUACUCAGAUUUACCCAGAUGGUAAAACUCGUUCGAAAUUGAACUUACUAACGUUAGUGUGGUUUAGUUAAUCUCGAUUGCCUGACUGCCUAUGGCGUACCUCCCAGUAAUUAAAAGUCAGAAAGAGAAAUCAAAUUUAAAACAGUGGAGAAAGAGAAAAAGCGUUGGAUGUUUCUCGAAAUGUAGCACAUUUUAUGGUGACAAAAUAAAUAUUUGAAGGUUGAGGGGGCGUAACUUCUUAAAAUUCGGCAUCCAAUUCACAAAAAUAGAAUUGACCACUGCGGUGUCAUAACAUAUGGUCAUCGCUGUAAGGUAUUGCUACAAAAUAAAAGUAAGUCCAUAUAAGUCCAUAACUUGUAUAUUUGUUAGUAUGAAAUGUCUUCAAUCUUAAUGAAGCGUAUUUUGCCAAUCUUCAUUUUGUUUCAGUACAUUGUACAUAGAGCACAUGUAGCACGAGACAUUCUUCGUCUUUUUUUUAUUACGACUGUACUGUUUGGAUUUAGCUUUAUUUUGUUUUACUUUGAUUCUUUGCUCAAGAUACAUUAGUCAUUACCUCUUUUGAUGAUGGUUAUCUUAUCUUGUUUUUAAUGAUGAAGCAUUCGUUUUCUUGUGAAGGUCUCUUUUUGAGUUCUUUUGAGAAAGGCUGUUAGUUCUGUUUGAAAUCACGUUUGGUUAUUAGGAUAGACUAUGCUUUAUCUGUUCCUGCUCUAUGAUCUUAUUCAGUAAGGUUAAGAGUUCAUUGGAUUUUUGAUUUUUAUAUUUUUCCUUUUGCAAAUUCUCGACCACGUGCUUUUACAUAGGACGUCUCUUGUUCCCAUGGUUCACUGGCCCGUACAUAAAGUUAGGAGUCAGAAGAGUUGUUUUACGAGGUUCUUAUCCAUGUAUUCGGGGAUUAGCGUUUUGCACUCCAUCAUCAGAGAUGUUUAUUGCUUAAUGAAUAUUCAUUUGAUCAUGUUCAUUAUUAUGUUUUCUCUUUUCUUUUCGUUUCUAAUUUUCGAAAUUUUCAAUAAAGUGUACUUUAAGAUAAUUGGA